CGAGAAGCCAAGGCUCGGCAAGUUCCCCCCGAGCGGGUCGAGGCUGCAGGCAGGUUGGAGGCGGCCCGGGACAUCGGAGGCCGGACCCCGGGGCUCACCGAUCUGCUCUCCCUGCCGCUGCUACAGGCCCGGGCGCGCGCUCCAAGGCUGCGCACUGGGGGCCACCACCAUGUCCACAGCUGGGGUCAAUGCAUCUGCCUCCUUUACCACCGACCGGCUGAACAGCCCAGUGACCAUCCCGGCGGUGAUGUUCAUCUUCGGGGUGGUGGGCAACCUGGUGGCCAUCGUGGUGCUCUGCAAGUCUCGUAAGGAGCAGAAGGAGACGACCUUCUACACGCUGGUGUGCGGGCUGGCUGUCACCGACCUACUGGGCACCUUGUUGGUGAGCCCGGUGACAAUCGCCACCUACAUGAAGGGCGAGUGGCCUGGGGGCCAGGCGCUCUGCGACUACAGCACCUUCAUCCUGCUCUUCUUCGGCCUGUCUGGCCUCAGCAUCAUCUGCGCCAUGAGCAUAGAGCGCUACCUGGCCAUCAACCACGCCUACUUCUACAGCCACUACGUGGACAAGCGACUGGCCGGCCUCACCCUCUUCGCCGUCUACGCAUCUAACGUGCUCUUCUGCGCGCUGCCCAACAUGGGCCUUGGCCGCUCGCGGCAGCAGUACCCGGACACCUGGUGCUUCAUCGACUGGACCACCAACGUGACAGCGUACGCCGCCUUCUCCUACAUGUACGCGGGUUUCAGCUCCUUCCUCAUCCUCGCCACCGUGCUCUGCAACGUGCUGGUGUGCGGCGCGCUGCUCCGCAUGCACCGCCAGUUCAUGCGCCGCACUUCGCUGGGCACGGAGCAGCACCACGCGGUCGCCGCGGCCGCCCUGGCCUCUGCCUGUCGAGGCCACGCCAGUGCCUCCCCGGCCCUGCAGCGGUUCAGCGACUUUCGCCGCCGCCGGAGCUUCCGCCGCAUCGCAGGCGCAGAGAUCCAGAUGGUCAUCUUGCUCAUCGCCACCUCCCUGGUGGUGCUCAUCUGCUCCAUCCCGCUCGUGGUGCGAGUGUUCAUCAACCAGUUAUAUCAGCCAAGUGUGGUGCGAGAAAUCAGCAGAAACCCAGACUUGCAGGCCAUCCGAAUUGCUUCUGUGAACCCCAUCCUGGACCCCUGGAUAUAUAUACUUCUGAGAAAAACAGUGCUCAGUAAAGCCAUGGAGAAGAUCAAAUGCCUCUUCUGCCGCAUUGGUGGGUCCCGCAGAGACCGCGCAGGACAACACUGCUCUGAGAGUCGGAGGACCUCUUCAGCCAUGUCCAACCACUCUCGAUCUUUCUUCUCGCCAGAGCUAAAGGAAAUCAGCAGCACAUCUCAGACCCUCCUUUACCUGCCAGAACUAAGUGAGAACAGUCUUGGAGGCAGGAAUUUGCUUCCAGGUGUGCCUAGCAUGGGCCAGACCCAGGAAGAAACCACUUCACUGAGAACUUUGCGAAUAUCAGAGACUUCAGACUCCUCACAGGGCCACGACUCCGAGACUGUCUUAUUGGUAGAUGAGGUCAGUGGGAGGAACAGGGAUGGCCCUGCCCCUAAGGGGAGCUCCCUGCAAGUCACAUUCCCCAGUGAAACACGGAACUUAUCUGAAAAGUGUAUAUAGUAGUCAAGGAAGGAAAUACUGCACUGUUUCUGGAACCUUAAAAAAUCCUGUGCAGUAGACACAUAAGUGAAGCAUUUAGCUGUGCUCCGAAGUGUACCUUCAUCUUGUGGCUCACGUUAGGCAACACAGGCGUUCCUGAGCAUUUUUCAAACACUCAAGUCAUUUCACGUGCGUCUCGAGGCCUGAAGCACAUCCGUUAACACCCCGCUAUAACACAGGAUUGCAGUCACAAGUUGACGGGUGGGGAGAGCUACCUUUGGUUUCUCUCCUGGAUAGGAAAAUGACAGGAGCAUGCUAUUUUCAUGACAUCAAAAGCUGUAUAUCUGGCACACCGAAGAGGCUCGGAUACUGGAAGGGCUCUAUCCAAUAUACUCUGAGGACUUCGUUAUGGCUGAUCUAAGUGUCUCACUAAAGCAUGAAAUGUGAAUUUUUAUUGUUGUAAAUAUUUAAGGUAUUUAAAGUAUUUUCUUCUCUAUGAGAAGGUUUAUUGUUAAUACAAGGUGUAAUACAGUAAUGGUGAUUCCUUCCUCCCAGGGUAACCAGCUGAAGUUCAGAUGUUAGAUUUAUUUUUCAUAUACAAGUUCAGGCAGAGGUGGUGAAGCUAAUAUCUACAAAAACUAAUUAGUGAAACUAAUAUCUAUAAAACAAAUAAUUUUUAAAAGUUUAAUAUCAUCAAAAUAAGGAAAAAUGCCAUUUAAGAUGUGAAAUUUAUCUUCCAAAAUUCUACAGUUCUUUCCAAGCUAUGUAUAAUCAUAAAAAUAAUCUAGUGACAUCAUUUUUAUCCAGAAAAGUGUGAUUUCAAAAGAACAUAACAUGUUGGUAAAUAUUUUCAAAUACUGCCCCCACUAAUUGCUACUUUUCAAAAUAUAAUUUUUAAAGUCUUCACUCAUAAUUGAAGUGCAUAAUAUAAAAAUAAAUCAAAGCAGCUUGUUUUUCCCCAUGAAAGUGUGCAUACUUCUGUUUGCCUAAGGAGUAACCUAGAAUAUCUUUUAAAUUUAAUAGAAAGAAAAAUUGUACCAUAAAGACAUUUAUUUUGAGAUACAGAAGGAUCUCAGAUAUGGUUAAAUUUGCCUUUAAUGUGUGUCAGGUUUAACACUGUAAAUGUGCAGAACUUCGGCAUGUAAGAGUCACCUUCUAACAGCUUUGUGAUCCCCAGUGACCCUGUUCACAUAUUUGAAGGUCCUUUCUCAAAGAAAUAUCAAGCAUGUUUUGUUGCUUAAAGUGUUUUGUGAACUGCUUGGUUGUGAUUAAAUUCUGAGCCUAAUAUUGAUAUGGUUUUAAGAAGUUAUGCCAACUGAAAUUAUUUUGGAGAUUAUAAUAAAUAAAUGCAUUCAAGCUGAGAUCCAUAUCCUCAA
This is a messenger RNA of Chinchilla lanigera (long-tailed chinchilla), 2988 nucleotides long. It is a transcript of the gene Ptger4, whose product is annotated as prostaglandin E receptor 4 (subtype EP4). The coding region runs from base 170 to 1633 and encodes 487 amino acids. Lineage: Eukaryota; Metazoa; Chordata; Mammalia; Rodentia; Chinchillidae. Gene Ontology annotation, cellular component: plasma membrane. The record is from RefSeq and is a predicted model, not a curated record. The transcript has 3 exons. Gene Ontology annotation, molecular function: prostaglandin E receptor activity. Gene Ontology annotation, biological process: adenylate cyclase-activating G protein-coupled receptor signaling pathway; negative regulation of inflammatory response; inflammatory response.